Messenger RNA from Otolemur garnettii (small-eared galago), 2601 nucleotides. RefSeq names its product cyclin G2 (gene CCNG2). Gene Ontology annotation, biological process: mitotic cell cycle phase transition; regulation of cyclin-dependent protein serine/threonine kinase activity. Lineage: Eukaryota; Metazoa; Chordata; Mammalia; Primates; Galagidae. The coding region runs from base 286 to 1320 and encodes 344 amino acids. The record is from RefSeq and is a predicted model, not a curated record. The transcript is spliced from 8 exons. Gene Ontology annotation, cellular component: cyclin-dependent protein kinase holoenzyme complex; cytoplasm; nucleus. Gene Ontology annotation, molecular function: cyclin-dependent protein serine/threonine kinase regulator activity.
GGGGUUUGCAGGGGCCUCCGCAGAGGUGGAGGUGGCGGCGAAGCUGUGGAGGGGCCGGGCUCGACGGCCGGCGCGGCGCCCCUGCACACCGAGGGCGCAGGGAGCGGGAUGGAGCCCGGGCUGUGAGGCCGAGGCGGCUGCGGCAGGGAGGAAGGGUCGGAUGCCGGUGCAGUGGCCCCGCUGAAGCGGUCGGUCCCCGACCUCGGAGACCGGCUCGGACGUCCGCCGCGCCCAGACCCUCCGGACCGCGACGCCGCGGGCCGGCGGAGGCGCAUCUCCGGCAAGAUGAAGGAUUUGGGGGCAGAGCAUUUGGCAGGUCGUGAAGGGGUCCAGCUCCUUGGAUUGUUGAACCUCUACCUGGAACGAGAGCAGAGAUUCCAACCUCGAGAAAAAGGGCUGAGCUUGAUGGAGGCUACCCCAGAGAAUGAUAACACUUUGUGUCCAAGAUUGAGAAAUGCCAAAGUAGAAGAUUUAAGGAGUUUAACUAACUUUUUUGGAUCUUGCACUGAAACUUUUGUCUUGGCUGUUAAUAUUUUGGACAGAUUCUUGGCUCUUAUGAAGGUGAAACCUAAACAUUUGUCUUGUAUUGGAGUCUGUUGUUUUUUGCUGGCUGCUAGAAUAGUUGAAGAAGAAUGCAAUAUUCCAUCCACUCAUGAUGUAAUCCGGAUUAGUCAAUGUAAAUGUACUGCUUCUGACAUAAAACGGAUGGAAAAAAUAAUUUCAGAAAAAUUGCACUAUGAAUUGGAAGCUACUACUGCCUUAAACUUUUUGCACUUAUACCAUACUAUUGUACUUUAUCAUACUUCAGAAAGGAAAGAAAUACUGAACCUUGAUAAACUAGAAGCUCAGCUGAAAGCUUGCAACUGCCGACUUGUCUUUUCAAAAGCAAAACCAUCUGUAUUAGCUUUGUGCCUUCUCAAUUUGGAAGCAGAAACUUUGAAAUCCGUUGAAUUACUGGAAAUUCUCUUGCUAGUUAAAAAACAUUCCAAGAUUAAUGACACUGAGUUCUUUUACUGGAGAGAGUUAGUUUCUAAAUGUCUAGCGGAAUAUUCUUCUCCUGAAUGUUGCAAACCAGAUCUUAAGAAGUUGGUUUGGAUUGUUUCGAGGCGCACAGCCCAGAACCUCCAUAACAGCUACUAUAGCGUCCCUGAGCUGCCAACAAUACCUGAGGGGGGAUGUUUUGAUGAAAGUGAAAGUGAAGACUCUUGUGAAGAUAUGAGUUGUGGAGAGGAGAGUCUCAGCAGUUCCCCUCCCAGUGAUCAAGAGUGUACCUUCUUUUUCAACUUCAAAGUGGCACAGACCCUGUGCUUUCCAUCUUAGAAAUCUGCUUGUUUUGCGUUGGGAUUUAUACCUACAGGUUUCAAAGCAAUAAGUGGGGGAGUAGGUAGUUUCUGGUUCAGCCCCUAUCUAGGCAGGGAUUACACAGACUGGAAUACCUACCUUCUAUUUAUUAUUCAGAUCAGAUCUGGCCUAUUUUCAUAUUUAUCCUAAGCCAUCAAAUGGGUUAGUGCCUCUUAGAUAAGUAUCAGUAAUUUAGACCUUGGCACUUUAUUUUUCUUGUUGAUCUUUAGCUACUUGGGGGAGGAGGGAAGGUGCUUAUACCUUCAAUUUAUUACUUUACAAAAGGAUUUUUAAAGCUAAAUAAUGUAACUUAUCUUGAACAUUUUAUAACUCUUCAGGUGUCUUUAUGUACGCAGACUGGAAGUGUGCAAGUGCUCCUGAGCAGGGACGCUGGGUAAAUCCCUCAGGGGUUUAUCUUAGAUUUCCCCUUCCUCUUUCCUCAGAAAAGAACAUACUCUUAAAUGUCAAACACCAUUUUUGUUUCAUUUUUUUAAAUGAGCAGUGUCUAUCCGAUGCAGAUCCUAUAAAUUUAGGAAUUAUAAUGCCAUUUCUGUGAAUUUUAGUAUGUAAUGUCUUUAUUGAGGUUUCUGCUAAAGCAGAUAUAAUUGACAUGCUAAGGCUGUUGGUCGCAUUACUAAUGCCUAAGCAUUGUCAGACUAUAGUAUUAUUUCAAUGUUAUUUAAAAAAAUCCAUAAUCUGCUAGUUUUGCAUGUAUCUGUAUGAAAGCAGUGUGGGAAGUUAAACACAACUAGGUAACUAUGGAGUUGAUAAGUGUUGAGCUAGUAUACAUUUUAUCUCAUUUUCUUAUAUUAAAAAAUGUCUGCAUGAUUAUAUUUUAUUUUCUUUGUAAUUGACAUUUCAAAAAUAAUGUAUUAGCAUAUGGGAGCCAAGAUUGAGUAUGAAGUGAAAAUAACCCAAGUGUUUGUAGUAUUAUUGUUUUAAGCAGAUCUGUGUGGUGAUACAGCCAUAGAAUGGGAAUGUGUAUACUCUGUACACGUAAGAUUUUGUACAGAGAAUUUUUAAUUUUAUAAACUGUAUAUGAAAAUGUAAAUCUUUAAAGAUGUACAUAAAAAUACUGUAUUUUUUUACCUUGUGUGUGUGUGAUAGUCUAGUCAUUGCAUGUAAAUAUAAUUUAUUGUGUAUUCUGAGUUACAAAUCAUACAUGACUUUUUUAUUGGUAAGUCAGCAUCCAUUGGAUGUUUUCAGGAGUGACUCUUUUUGAAGUGAUAAUAGAUUAUAAUUCAAAAUAAAAUAAUGAAU